AUGCCACUUGGCGGGUAUGUCCCGGGCUAUCUUCAGUUCAACUACACAACACCAACGGGGCUACCAGCGUGGACGAACCGUACGGAUACACCAUACUCCCCAUCUGGCACACUCUACGCAGCAACUGCCCACUACAUCCCUAGGUAUGGGUCACAGGGUUUGGUCAUGAUAUUAGCAGGCGCUGAGUACAAUUCUACGAAUCAGGAGCCUGGAAACCUUAGUAUGGAAGAUGUCUGGUUUAUCGACCCUGUCACAAAGAGGUGGUAUUCACAGAAGACGAUCGGGGAAGCGCCUCAGCCACGCAGGUGGGCUUGUGUAGUUGGUGUGCAGAGUCUAGACAACACGUACGAUAUUUUUCUUUUUGGCGGUUUGACCAAUAACCGGGUGGGUUUCGGUGAUGUCUGGAUUCUGAGUCUGCCAGGUUUUGUUUGGAUACAGGCGGAUACCAAGCAGCAGGCACCCCGGGCUUACAUGUCUUGCGUUGUCGCCGGGAGGCGUCAGAUGAUCACUGUCGGGGGCGUUGAACCGCGUUCUUUACAGGGAAAGCUGAUGGAGAACCCCGAUACAUUCAAUCAAGGCAUAGGAGUUCUCGACUUGACAAGUCUUGAAUGGAAAGAUGAGUACGACUCAUCGGCGGCUGCGUAUGAAUCUUCAGACGUAGUCAAGUCUUGGUACAACGAGGGAAAUCUUGCAUCCGUACAAUACGACACGGGCGUGGAGGACUUAAUGAGUUCUUCUUUCAGUCUUGAACUCCCGGGUCUUGGGAACGGAGCUGGUGGCGACGGUAACAGUACUAGCAUGGGAGAUCACCAGAACUCAUUAUAUCCUGCUGCGAUGGGCGGUAUACGGCUGGGCAAAGGCCUCUUGAACUACAUGGGAGAGACCCUCUUUAUGAUAUUACGGAGCUCCACGGAGAUCAAAGUAAAGUCGAGAUGGACUCUCAAGACCCUCACCAGUGCGCGGUAG
This is a messenger RNA of Colletotrichum siamense, 966 nucleotides long. RefSeq names its product Kelch repeat-containing protein. Bases 1 to 966 code for a protein of 321 amino acids. Gene Ontology annotation, molecular function: protein binding. The transcript is spliced from 4 exons. Lineage: Eukaryota; Fungi; Ascomycota; Sordariomycetes; Glomerellales; Glomerellaceae. The record is from RefSeq and is a predicted model, not a curated record.